Molecule: messenger RNA, 1535 nt
Organism: Marchantia polymorpha subsp. ruderalis
Lineage: Eukaryota; Viridiplantae; Streptophyta; Marchantiopsida; Marchantiales; Marchantiaceae
Source: the annotation of a GenBank genome assembly
CCAUACCCAUUGUGCCAUGGGUGGGUAUUGGACAUAUUCAUUGCAGGACUCUAAUCGACAGUACUUUAGAGGUGGUUCCAUUAGUGUACUCUAUAAUACCAAACUGGAGAGUUCGUCUAAUAUUGAGUGUGCAGUAUAUUUUUCGGGAGCGAAAUUUGGGCGUGGGCCCAUGCAUUGUUCACCGCUGCAUCUGUCCCACAAACCCUCGAAUGGUCCCCCGCCUGCUGUGACAUGUUCGGAGAACGUGGCAAGACUUCCGUUCUUCAGCUGCGUCACCUUAAACUCGGCCACAGUGUUGGGUUCUCUGCCAGGUUCAAUGGGUCGAAUGAACCACUACAGCAGAUGGAGUACGUGAUCUCUCCCUGUGUACCACGCGUCCCUCUGUAUCGCCUCGAUGGCACCCAUGGGCACGGUUCGGCAGGCCCAGAUUGCCCAAAUGCUCUGUGCGUGCACGAGGUAGUCCAAAACUUAACUUGCUGAAAGUCUAUGAUCUGGCCUUGAACCACACUGCUCUCUGGAUUUACCACCAUUCCUGGCCAGCAGCUCGGGGAAACUACAUCCAAGAGCUCGCAUUGUCGCCUGUCGAGCAGGGAUCAUGUCCGACUCCCUGUUUUUGGAGGAGGUCUCGGGGUGAGCUGAACGCCCAGCGGUGUCUCAUUGGUCUUCACUGGGACACUCACCGGUCAGCUAUGAUGGAGGUGGCUAGGAGAGUGGCCCCUAGUGCUCUGGUCGAUCUUCACCAUACCUGCAAAUAAUAACAGACAUCUGUUGAGCUCACUGACAUGCAAGCACGAAGCUGGGCUAAUUCCAUAAAACUCUUUCACAUUCUUCACCAUCCCCAGGGAACGUGAUGUAUACCAUAGACAGCAUCUCGAAAUGCAACGUGAAAGGGCAGAACUGAACAGAUGCUAGAGGAGCUCCUGUGGCUGUUCUAGGGCAUGGCCAAUCGGGGAUCUCCGCCAUUCGCCUUCUUGGCGAGCUCUUUCUGGUAGCACCAAGAGCCUGCCCAGCCGCGCUGUAACGGCAGCCAUUCUCGAUUGCCUCAGAACUACUAAGGUGAAAUUGCAGCUUUUCGGAAAGGAGGAUUGGAAUAUAGUGUAACCUCGUGCAUGAAUGUCCGAGUAUAUAGGUUGGGACACUGCUGAUGUGGUUGGACUUUAGAGAUCUCAUGCCAGAAGCAGAGCAGUUUCAACAGCCCACAUGGUGCUCUCUGUAUGCCACAGAAUGUUGACAGAAAUCUAUUGAGCCUACUGAGCUACCCCACUGAGCUCUAGUGAGGAUGGGACUGCUACCCAUCCAAAUCCUCCGGAUUCUGCUACUAGACCAGACAAGGGAGGAUACCGUUAUUACUUUCCUUAGAAGGUCGUGUACGGAGAAUCUUGACUUUCGAUCUAUAUUAGCUAGAUAUUGAUGAAUGAGAAUCACGGGGACGGAAUAAGCAAAAAAUAUCUGCAGAUGACUCUGUAAAUUCUAUUUUGCCAAUAUAAUGUGACCUUUACUGGAGUUGAAAUAUUCUAUCUCUAUUUGCUAAUUUG